CGGGUUUCCUCUUGAUCUGCAUCGCUGCCCCUCGCUGCGACGACAUGGUCCGGCUUCUAUGUCCGCAUCCGGCCUGCCAGCACCACGAGCUUGCAUUUGCCGCUCUGCUUGAUGAGAGGGUCGUCCAGUUCUCCCCGGCUCAAAGCGGCGCCAGUGUCUUCCUCUCGCUGCGAUGCCCUGCCUGCCGCCACGGCCUCUAUCCAUGCCCAGGCUGUCUUGCGCUCCUCCCUGCUCAGGAUGUGGAAUGUGCUGCAUGUGGCUUCGCUUCCACUGCUGCUCUGCAGAUUGCCAACCAGACCCGAACUUAUGACAUCCAGCUCCAUCUGAAUUCGGCCGAGUACCUCGCCCGGGUGCAUCGGAGCUACCUGACCUCUGCGUGCCAUCUUAGAAGCCAUCUUCACAAAACCCAUCUUGAUACCAAGCCCGGCGUUGGGGCUGGAACCCCCCGCUUGCGGCGAUGCCGACGAGGAGCCCGAGGCGGACAACGGAAAAGCCAGCGUGCUGUCCCAGCGCAACCAAGCGAUGCCGAGACGCCUCAGCGGCGAGAUGGAGACAGUAUGGAUGUGGAUGAUCCAGAUCGUAUGCGCUGCGACGACCUGGGCGAGAGCAUAUCCGAACCCGGGCCCAGUGCCUUGGGACGCAUCGGUGCACAGAGCCAGUCAGAAGGUCCUCUGUCCGGCACUGGAAAUCGACUGCAGACCCCGAUCUCGGUUAAGCUCAAAAUGUCGGGUCAGAGGAUGAAGCGCCCCGGGCCUCCCUCGCAGCGCCAUCUUCCCGGAGACGAUUCGGGGUCGCCUGAGAUCGGCCGUGCAUCAGCGAUGCGAUAUCCACUCAACGCAAGCGUCAUUCGCUCGAGACAAUCGAAUCCGUUGGCAGCAAAGACACCGACUCCGAAUGCGCAGAAGAUUCCGCCGCGACGACAUCCGGUGGUGCUGUUUCAGCUGCACAAAUCCCGAAUGGACUAUGUGUCGGAUCCUGGGAAUGUGAUUCUGGCCCGCAACAGUCUGUGUGGUUUGAGGCCGCAAGAGCGCUUCGAAGCAUGGCAGCUGAGGCACGAUGAUGAUGCCCUCGUCGAUGGACAAUUCUACAGCAUGGCAACUGCCUCUAACACCACCACCAUCGCCACCAUUCUCGAGUUUGCUGCAGCCCUGGUUGAAACAAUCCCAGAAAUGGUUGCAUCAAAGCAGCUUCUUGCUGCAGAAAGGGGCGUCCUAGGCUCGGAUGGGAUGGAAUCCCGGUGGUUUCGGCAAGCAGCCGAUUACCGCGUGAGUGAUCCACGCAGCAACUACCCGGAUGCCUCGAUGUCGAUGGCAAGACCACCAACCGUCGGUCGAAACUGUGUCCAAAGCCAGGCACUGGCAUCGUUCCUGCUCCGUCGACACCACAAUCACAUCGAUCGAUUCCGGAGCCGCUGUCUGCCGUUUCUGCGCCAGCUCAGCCUGAUCCGCUCUCGGAUCGAGCAUUUGCGAGGCGCUGGUGCUGUCGGAAUGGCCCAACUUCCCGAUGAAUCCCAAGGGCCACUGGAUUCGCCAGCCGCCACCGCCGGUCGGGAGCUUGCACUGCUGCACCUCGCGGCUGCCCUGGCCGACCGUUUGGCCGAUAAUCUACCGCAUGGACCAGCCUGUGCCAGCAUGAAUCCGCUUCGCUCACAAGAUUCUGUCGCUCGGCGAGGAAGAGCGUCCCGCGGCUGCGGUGUGGUGGCGGCUCUGGGACACCCGCUGCUGGCUGUGCGAUCGGCCUGGUUCGUGGUGAGCACGUUCAUGGUUCGUGGUCGCCCGAAACGGAUGAGUCUGCUGGCGCCCGAACGGAUGUGGUUCCGUCUCGGCUUCCCCUGGCUCUUCGCCGGUCCCUCCCCCCCCCCGGCACUGGUCGGCCAGCCUUCACAUCUGGCUUCGAUGGACGCAAUGCACAUAUACCGAAUUCCCAGCGAGGUUCUGGUCGAAAUCGCCAGAUACCUGACUCCUGCCCAACUGAGGGAGCUCGCCCGAAGUUGCAGACACAUCCGCCGGGCGCUGGACAACGGACCGCUGUUGCUGGAGAAGAGCCAGUUCGGCCAGCUGGAUGCCCUGGCUUCGCUCGAGCCGCUGCUGUUCCAGCGCCUGCCCACCCCGCCUUCCGAGCUGCUGACCCUUUCGCUGGAAAACCGGAUGAGCUGGCUGGCCAUCAGCAUCCUCAAAGCCGCCGACAACGAGCUCUUCAACGCCAACGAGGCCUUUGAAAUCGUCAACCGCACCCAAAACACAUCGCCACCGCUCGUCCGAUUGCUCAUCCACAAAGGUGCGCCUCUGUAUCGACAUGGAGGCCGGUGCCUCGUCAAUGCGGCCUCGCAGGGGGCUUUCGAAACCAUAGCGACGCUGGUCGACGAGGGCUUCCGACCCAACGGUCUGCACGGCGGCGAAGCGCUCGUCAAGGCCCUGGAGGCUGGCCAUCGGGACGUUGCCCUGUAUCUCCUGCCGCUCUGCGACCUGGUUCACUACGUUGGCCAGGCCGCCGUCCAAGUCGCCCUCCGCACGAGAGACUUUGACAUGUUCCACCUGCUGAUCUCCGAGGGCCGCUACAACCUGCAGCGGGACAAUGGCGGGCUUCUCCUGAAUGCCGUUGCCGACUGCGACCUGGAGAGCGUGCGAUGGCUCAUCCUGAUGGGCUACCCAGUCGCCGAAGUCGGUAUUCUGGCCCUCUCGGAGGCCCUCGUCAGCAAGCAAGACGAGCUCUUCCAGGAGCUGCUGGUUUCGUUCGAGUCCCCCGUGGACGAUUUGCGCUUCGAAGCUCUGCUGAGGACUGCCACCCGCGACGGGCUUGUCGAAAUUGUAAAGUACCUCAACGACCGCGGCUACUACCUCAACAUCCUGACAGGGGCCUAUAUCCAGAUCCCGGACGCCCCGAUCGUUGUCGGAACCGGGUUCGACCCUCGCAAAGACGGGCGGUACUGCCUCCGAACAGCAGCCGAGAAGCGCGACAUUCACACGAUCGAGGUCCUCGUCCGUCUCGGCGUCGAUGUUCGUGGACGGGAUGGAGCCGAGGCCAUGAUCGACGCCAUCGUCAAAGGAUACGAAGAUAUCGUCAUAUACUUUCUGACCGCCGGCGUCAGUCUCCUCAGGUAUGGCGCCGAGGCCAUCACCUUUGCCAAGAAAUACGGACGCACGGGCAUUAUCGAGCUUCUAGUUGCCAAUAUGCCUGACCAUGCAGUCCCGCCUCCAAGUUUUGCCAGCGCAAAUGCCGAGGAUGAGCAUGCCGACGAAUCCGAGCGAGAGCCUGACUCCACGCUGACGACAACCGCGGGCCCGAACCCACCCGAGACGACGACAGAAGCCGUCGCGCUGGAAGGCCAGGACGAAGCAUCGCUGAAUCGCCGCCACAUGGUGCGGCUUGCCCAAGCCUCCAAUAUCAGGGCCUUGGAUCAGCUGCGAAGGGACGGCGCCAGCUUCAAUACGAUGUACGCCCACGAUGCCCUCAUCACCGCGGUUGCCCAAAAGCGGGUCCAGGUCGUCCUGUUCCUGAUCAAAAAGUGCUCCAUGUCCCUCGAUGGCUACGUCGGUCGGCAAGCCGUCAAGGCCGCGAUCCGGAACCGAGACCUGUUCAUGCUGGAUCUCCUCACCUUGAACUCGCCGAAUCCCUUCAACCUUGGCACCGACGACGGUUCGCUCCUUGUCUCGGCUGUCGAAGAGUCCGAUGAGGACAUGAUCCGCCGCUUGAUCAGCCGAGAGUCGCAAAAACGAAAGCAUUAUCGCGAUCCUGGAGGAGGCUCGCAGGCUUCAAGCGGGUCCCCUGGACAGCGAUUCGGGUUCUGCGGCCCACGAUGCUGGCCAAACGGACUAUUCAAGUGA
Molecule: messenger RNA, 3824 nt
Organism: Polychytrium aggregatum
Lineage: Eukaryota; Fungi; Chytridiomycota; Chytridiomycetes; Polychytriales
Exons: 8
Coding region: 45-3824 (1259 amino acids)
Molecular function (GO): protein binding
Source: RefSeq, a predicted model, not a curated record